Molecule: messenger RNA, 2177 nt
Organism: Lotus japonicus
Lineage: Eukaryota; Viridiplantae; Streptophyta; Magnoliopsida; Fabales; Fabaceae
Product: pentatricopeptide repeat-containing protein At1g52640, mitochondrial-like
Exons: 2
Coding region: 327-1907 (526 amino acids)
Molecular function (GO): protein binding
Source: RefSeq, a predicted model, not a curated record
UAAACUGUACCACCGCGACCAUGAUACAUUCCCAUUUUUCCUUUCAAACGCAACGUGACAAGGCUGCGAGAAACCCCAACGUCCGCGACCACCGGCCACCCUCCCCGACGAUACCAUCGCCGCUGCUUCGAGCUCUCUCGACUCGAGCACUUUGUUCCCUGCUGCCACACCACCGCCGGCGAUGCUCCACCCUCUCUCGACUCGAAUCCGAACGCUUUGUGCCCUACCGCAACCACGGUUAUGUCUCAGGGAAGAAUACAAUUGGAAAAUGUUGGACUGAAGUUGAUUUAACCAAGUGCUGAUUCCCUGUGGUUUGUCUUAUCACAAUGUCCAAAAUGGCUUUCCGGUCACUCUUCUCUAGGUAUAAAAACUUAACCUCUGUGGUUUGUCCUCUUUUCCAACACAAGCAAAACUGCCAUCACUUUCACUCUUUGCCAACCCCACAAGUGUUUAACCCAUUAUUACCAGACCUUGUGAGUGAGAUUUCUCGUGUAGUCAGUGAUCAUCGACACCCUCACCAUGAUCUAGAACUCUCUCUCAAUCAAUUUUCAGCACAAAUUUCCUCUGAUUUAGUUGAGCAAGUCUUGAAAAGGUGUAAGAAUCUCGGCUUCUCAGCCCACAGAUUCUUCCUUUGGGCUAAAUCAAUUCCAGGUUUUCAGCACAGUGUUGAAAGUUUCCACAUUUUGGUAGAAAUCUUAGGAAGUUGUAAACAAUUUGCCAUACUCUGGGAUUUUCUCACAGAAAUGAGAGAAUCUUCUUGUUGUGAAAUCAACAGUGAUAUUUUCUGGCUCAUUUUCAAGGCCUAUAGCCGGGCUAAUUUACCAGAUGGCGCAAUCCGGUCUUUCUUGAGAAUGGAUGAAUUUGGAAUUAAGCCGACUAUUCAUGAUUUUGAUAUGCUUUUGUACUUUUUAUGCAAAAGGAAGCACGUCAAGCAGGCUCAGCAAUUUUUUGAUCAAGCUAAGAGUCAUUUCUUGUUAACUGCUAAAACUUACAGCAUUUUGAUAAGUGGAUGGGGUAAGAUUGGUGAUUCUGGGAAGGCGCGUGAGCUGUUUCAAGCAAUGCUUGACCAAGGAUGUCCAGUGGAUUUGCUUGCAUAUAAUAAUUUCUUAGACGCACUCUGCAAAGGAGGUUGUGUGGAUGAAGCUACAAAUAUUUUUCAUGAUAUGUUGUCAAAAAGAGUUGAGCCAGAUGCUUUUACUUACUCAAUAUUCAUUCACACAUAUUGUGACGCAAAUGAUAUACAUUCAGCUUUCAGGGUUCUUGAUAAAAUGAGAAGAUGUAACCUUUUGCCAAAUGUGUUUACAUACAAUUGUAUUAUAAAGCGACUUUGUAAGAAUGAUAAAGUGGAAGAAGCUUAUGAAUUGUUGGAUGAAAUGAUUUUAAGAGGAGUAAAACCAGACACUUGGAGUUAUAAUGCAAUACAAGCUCACCAUUGUGAUCAUUGUGAGGUCAGUAGGGCUCUAAGGUUAAUGUCUAGAAUGGAAAAGGAUAACUGUUUUCCUGAUCGACAUACAUAUAACAUGGUGCUCAAAUUGCUGAUUAGGAUAGGAAGGUUUGAUAAGGCAACUGAAGUUUGGGAGAACAUGGGGCAUACGAAUUUUUAUCCUUCUGUCUCAACAUAUUCUGUCAUGAUUCAUGGUCUCUGUAAGAAGAAGGGAAAGCUAGAGGAGGCAUGUAAGUACUUUGAGAUGAUGAUUGAUGAAGGAAUACCGCCUUAUGUUACUACAGUUGAAAUGCUAAGGAAUCGGCUCUUGGGUUUAGGGCUUUUGGAUCACAUUGACAUACUUGCUGAUAAGAUGAGGCAGGGUACUUCAUGUUCAAUCCAUGAAUUGGCAAAUAUUAUGAGUGGUGUUAGAGCAGCUCAUAAGGCUUCAAGGCGUGAUGAGACUGAUAUAGAAAGUGACUGAAGAAGUGGCCAUAGAAAAUUUAAGGCAUGGAAAAUUGUUAUUUUGAAAAAUGCUUUAUGCUAUUUUAACAAGUACGUGGAAGCACCUAUUUUAUUACAGCAGAGCGCACCAUGAACAUUCUAUUUCUUUGAGGGUAAUAGUUAACUGAUGUGUUUAAAGUUACACUGCAGAAUAUAACAAAUUCUUCUUAUACCAUGCAGAUAUUGGUGUAUGUGUAUCAAGUAUCAGUGUACUAAUAAUGAAUAUCAAUAAUUUAUUUAUUUGUAUUCA